Cryptococcus wingfieldii CBS 7118 is the source of this 945-nucleotide messenger RNA. Its product is annotated as guanine nucleotide-binding protein subunit beta-like protein. Gene Ontology annotation, biological process: positive regulation of protein phosphorylation; rescue of stalled cytosolic ribosome. Gene Ontology annotation, molecular function: translation regulator activity; ribosome binding; protein kinase C binding. The record is from RefSeq and is a predicted model, not a curated record. Gene Ontology annotation, cellular component: cytosol; nucleus. The coding region runs from base 1 to 945 and encodes 314 amino acids. The transcript has 6 exons. Lineage: Eukaryota; Fungi; Basidiomycota; Tremellomycetes; Tremellales; Cryptococcaceae.
AUGUCUGAGCAUCUUUCCUUCAAGGGCACCCUCGAGGGCCACUCCGGCUGGAUCACCGCCAUCGCCACCUCUUCCGAGAACCCCGACAUGAUCCUCACCUCCUCCAGGGACAAGACCGUCAUCGCUUGGCAGCUCACCCGUGAGGACAACUCUUUCGGUUACCCCAAGAAGAUCCUCCACGGCCACAACCACUUCGUCUCUGACGUCGCCAUCUCUUCCGACGGCCAGUUCGCUCUUUCUUCCUCUUGGGACCACACUUUGAGGUUGUGGGACCUCAACACUGGUCUCACUACCAAGAAGUUUGUCGGCCACACCGGUGACGUCCUCUCCGUCUCCUUCUCCGCCGACAACCGACAAAUCGUCUCUGCCGCCCGAGACCGAUCCAUCAAGCUUUGGAACACCCUCGGUGAAUGCAAGUUCGACAUUGUUGAGGAUGGCCACACCGAGUGGGUCUCUUGCGUCCGAUUCUCCCCCAACCCCGCCCUCCCCGUCAUUAUUUCUGCUGGCUGGGACAAGACCGUCAAGGUCUGGGAGCUCAACAACUGCAAGCUGAAGACCACCCACCACGGUCACACCGGUUACCUCAACACCCUCGCCGUCUCCCCCGACGGUUCCCUUUCCGCCUCCGGUGGUAAGGACGGCAUCACCAUGCUCUGGGACCUUAACGAGGGCAAGCACCUCUACUCCCUCGACGCCGGAGAUGUCAUCAACGCUCUCGUCUUCUCCCCCAACCGAUACUGGCUCUGUGCUGCCACCGCCUCCUCCAUCAAGAUCUUCGACCUCGAGUCCAAGUCCCUUGUUGACGACCUCCAACCCGACUUCGACGGUCUUUCCGAGUCCGCUCGAAAGCCCGAAUGCACCUCUCUCGCCUGGUCCGCCGACGGCCAGACUCUCUUUGCUGGUUUCUCCGACAACGUUGUCCGAGUCUGGGUCGUUACUGCUUAG